Molecule: messenger RNA, 339 nt
Organism: Aspergillus niger
Lineage: Eukaryota; Fungi; Ascomycota; Eurotiomycetes; Eurotiales; Aspergillaceae
Exons: 2
Coding region: 1-339 (112 amino acids)
Source: RefSeq, a predicted model, not a curated record
AUGCUCAUGUCAUACCAAAUCUACAACCUAGACUGUACUCCCUCCACUGUAGUACACAGUAGGACAAACUUCAUCCUUGGCAGCGUAGAUGGCACGAACCGGACUGCGGAGGUUUUGACGGGUCAAAGGUUCAGGCCACUGUUAAACCCCAUUAUAGCCCUUGACGCUACAGCACGUGAGACCUGCAAGGUCAAAAGAGGGGGUCUGGAAAUGCCAUCAGGAAUAGAGAUUGAGCUUAGGUUGGCCUGGGUAGUUGAGGGUGCUGAACGAUCGCAGUGUAAACCCAGCGAAGCCGAGAUCACGCCCGAACAGCGCGACUUAAAAAAUCAACAAGGUUGA